GAGGUAAUGUAUGCAGCGCAAAGAAACAUGUUGCUGUUGCAUGUGUGCAUCAGUGCCGGUGUCCUGCUGUGCCUCCCUCAGUGGACCACUGGAGUUUGCACCGAUGGGACACCCAAACAGUGUCAGGAAGCAGAUAUCGCCCCGGGAACCAAUCUGGCAGGCGAAGGCUUUGACAUAACCACCAUGGAGCGCAAAGGAGCCUUCGUGCUCAACAUGGAUGCCUGGAGACGCAAGGAUAAAAAAUGCACCCUGUGCAUCAACCCCUUCAUGGAGAACAAGAGGCAGAAGCUGCCGCUGUCCGUACUGGACUGGAGGGCCAAGCAGUCCUGCAACUCCAAGGUGUCGUCCAAGCUGCACAAAUCCAGCGAGUCUCUGGUCAGCUCCACUUCUUCUUCCGUUGAGAACAACUGGAAAGUAGGCUUAGAGUUUCAAACUAUAAAAACGGGUGUGUCGUUGAUGCUGGCUGGAACCAACUCUAAAGUAGCUGAUUACUCCAUGGAGAAAACUAAGAAUGACAAGUUCAGCUUCUCAAGCCUCGGCAUGUCCUGCGAGUACUACAGCUACCGAGUGUCAAACGAGCCCAGGCUGCACAGGGAAUUCAGCAAAGCGGUGGAACGGCUUCCUCCGGUGUACAGCUCUGAAAGCAAGGAGCAGUUUUACAAACUCAUCGACAACUACGGCACCCAUUACAUCAGCAAGGUGAAGUUGGGUGGAGAUGUUCAGUCUGUCACCAGCAUUCGCCAAUGUCAGGCCAGCCUGCAGAACCUCAGUACAGAGGAGGUCCAGAUGUGCCUGGAGGUGGAGGCGUCUGCAAGCUUCAGGGUCACGGUAAAAACUGAAUCAAAACACUGCAAGAAGGACGUAGAGAAAUCAGAGAACAAGGCGGCGUUCUCAAGCCUCUUCAACGACAGGUUUACAGAAAUCAAAGGGGGCCAUACCACAGAGCCAGACCUCCUCUUCUCCGGUGAUAAAGACCCAUCGGCCUACAAGGAAUGGCUCAAGUCGAUUCCACAGAGUCCUGAUAUAAUCUCGUAUUCUCUGGGCGCUCUGCAUGAACUCCUGCCUCCUAAAUCACCAACAUGGUCCAACCUGCGCUCAGCCAUCUCCCAUUACAUCCUGGAGAAAGGUCUGGUGGUCAACUGCACCGAGCGUUGUAGAAAAGAUUCGAGGGAUCAGUGCGUCUGCCAGUGCCAAAACGAUGAAGCGGUGAACCAGGACUGCUGCCCGAAGAAGAAAGGCAUGGCCCGGUUGAUUGUAACCGCACAGAGGGCUACGGGUCUGUGGGGAGACCACUUCACAUCCACAGACGGCUUUGUGAAAGUCUUUUACAAUAAAAAAGAACACCGCUCACAAGUCAUCAACAAUAACAACAACCCAAACUGGAAUAUGGUGCUUGAUCUGGGUUCACAAGAUCUGUCUGUAGCAAACAAAGUGAGAUUUGAAGUUUGGGACCAGGAUAACGGCUGGGAUGACGACCUCUUGGGAUCCUGCGAGCCGCUUCUGAAAAAUGACAUCAAGGAGGACGUCUGCAACAUGAACCACGGCCGGCUGUACUUCAAACUGGAAGUGAAAUGUGCUCCGAGUCUGACCGGCGCUUUGUGCACAGAGUAUCAACCUACGCCGAUGAAUCAGAGCCUGAAGAAUCUUUACGUGUCGCGUCACGCCCAUCCUAUUCCCAAAGCCAUGCUGCUGGAGAUGGGAGUGUUUCUGAACGAAUCCGUGUCUGCAAAGUUAACUUUUAGGAAAAACCAGAGUCUUACUGCUAAAAGGCAAACAUAUUAUCUUAAAUAAGGCAAAUGUGCAGCACUGCAAAAACACAAAAUUAUACCAACUACUUGUGGACAAGUUUCUUGUGUAUAUAUCUUCAUACACUUGAAAUAAGACAAAAAUAACUUACAAGUAACUUUUCUGCAAAUGCUUGUUUUAAGUCAAUAAUUCCUUAAAUGUUACCUAUUAUUCCUCCUUGAACAGGUUAGGACAUGUCUAUGGACUACACAAAUUAUGUUCAUUAGAUGUUUUUGCAAAAAAAUCAUUCUUAGAUUUUAGUCUGUUCAGUUCAGAAUGAGCUGUUUCAUGGCCUCUUGUCACUUCUAAUCCAAAUAAGAUGCUGCUGGCCACUCCUCCAAACUCAACAUUUACACUCACACAUGAAAAUGGGUGCUAAUAGAUGUGCAAUCAUACACUUUUGAAAAGCAGAAGUGGGGCCUCCUGCAAAACCAACAGGAAUGCAGCAAGUUGUUUCUGCGUGGUAAAUCAACACCAAAACACUUGCCUUUUCCAACAGCCAUUGUACAGCACAAACAGCAGUAAAAUCAGCUGCCUAACUAUGGAGGAGGUCCACUCAGGUUGCUAGGUAACGGGUGGAAUUCUGCUGGGGUUGCUAGGUAACAGGCCUGGGUUUCUGAUUUGUGACGUUACUUUCUGGAGAUGUUUGAAAAGACUCAUUUUCCAGACACAAUAAACAUUAACUCAUUGUAAAAAAACUGGCUGAGUGGCCUGAUCUUUUAAGAAGUGCAAAGAACCAAAUGAAAGUACAAAAACAUACAUCAUGCAAAUUUUAGCAUAAUAUGUCCCGUUUAAUAUUGAUGGAAAAAGUGCUAGCUCUACUGGCAGAUUAUUUCACUUAUUACAAGACAUUUUUCCCAUGUCAUGUGAAAUGAUCUGCCAGUGGAGUUAGCACUUUUUAACCAAUUUUAAGGGAUUAUUGACUUAAACAUUCUUCUAUAGCUUACUGAAAAGUCACUUGUAAGUUAAUUUUGUCUUAUUUCAAAUUUACUAAGGUAGUUGCACUAUAAACUAGACAAAAAUACUUGCUAAAAUUUUGUGUUUUUGCAGUGAGAUUAAUUAACGUUGCUGGCUCUCUAUUGCUGAGAUCAUUAUCUGCACGCUUUGCUUUAAAUGACAACGUUUUUAGACAAGAAAGCAGCAAAGAACUAUUGUUUCUUUCAAAAAAAUGAAAAAAAAAUAAAUAAAAUAAUUACACAGCCACAGAUGUAGAGGCAAUCAGACAGGAUAAGCACACUUUGCUUGCAUGUUGGUGUAAUAAAAACAUAAAUUCACCCAGGACAAAUGUACAAAUGUUUCACCAUCUGUCAAACUCGGAUUGUUGCAAAUUUGGUCCAUUUAUGGAUUAUUUUUUAUGAUUUUCUCAUGUGUUGGCUCAGAUACACUUUGUUUACUCAUUUCUGCUUAUUUUUAAUUUUUGUUCAUUUCUGUUCAUCUUCAUCAUGCAUGGCCUAACAUCCCCUUUUGAAAACAGCUGAGUUCAUUCCUUAUUUACAUAAAUCAUAUAAUUAAUAAUAAAAGAAUAAAGUAUAAGCAUUUUUUCAUAAUUGACUAUAUCCCAAAGCCAAAGUCAUGUAUCAACAUUGUUUUCUCUUACAGAAAUGGCAACUGUGAUUAUUACAAAUAAUUAGAAUAAUUCGAUUGCUGUUGUCUUCAGUUUUACCUUUAUAGAAAGACAGGUUAGGUUAAACUGAUUUAUUUUUAUUAUUUGAAUAUUCUACGCUGCUGAAUUAUGCUGUACUGACCGUUGCAAAGCAUUACUAAUUAAAAAAAGUUUAUAAAAUUAUAGAGAAGUUGUGCACCUUCUCUAAUCAAAAAUUCA
This is a messenger RNA of Gambusia affinis (western mosquitofish), 3607 nucleotides long. RefSeq names its product perforin-1-like. The transcript is spliced from 5 exons. Lineage: Eukaryota; Metazoa; Chordata; Actinopteri; Cyprinodontiformes; Poeciliidae. Bases 7 to 1791 code for a protein of 594 amino acids. The record is from RefSeq and is a predicted model, not a curated record.